UGAGUCGUUGCAUUUCAGCACCAGGGCGGAGGCUGUGCUGUCUCGGAGGAGACCGAAAAUGGAGCAGGGACUCUCAGCUGCCUCGCAGGCUUCGCGACACGACGCCUUCCUGGAUCGGAUGACGCGUGUGGACAGAAAGCCGGUAAACAUUGAAGAAGACGGGCUGCAGAGCUGUACAGAGACUGCUCCUGAACCGUACACUAACGGCUUCUGUGGGCUACUGUUAUGCCUCAUGAGACUUGGUCCCUGCGAGGGGUUCCCCCUCAGGUCAAACCAGCACCUGGUGGACUUGUGAGUUGCCCUUUCUGCCCUCGGACAGCAGAGUACCCUGCUGUGGCUGCACACCUUCAAAGUCACCAGAGGUCGAUGGUACAAUAUGAAGGUUAUGACAUUUACAAGUGCCACCAGGCAUGUUUAAAAGACGGUCACUACCACUGUGACUUGUGUCAGAGGGCAAUUGGGAGGAAGGAGCUGUUUGAGAAACACCUUAGAAAGUGUUCUUCAACAUCGAGGCAACAUCAGGCCAGAACAACUGAUGGAACCGUCGUCAGUGACCCUCUCUUACCAGAAACCGAGAUGCACACAGAAAACGAUUUAAACUCUUGCAAAACCGGUUCGAAAAUGGCAACAUACACAGCCGAAGUCGCUACAGGACAUUCUGUUGUGGUGGAGGUGAGCCCAGAUAUCCACAUCUGUGGCUUCUGCAAACAGCAGUAUAAUAAUUUUGAGGUCUUUCUCGCCCAUAAGAAAAAUGGAUGUUCCUUGCCCACCCCUGAUACACCAGCCACCACUACAGCAGCCUCUCUCACAGAUUCCAGUACUGAGUUUAUUUUCGAGGAGACCUACCAGACCUGCUUCAAGAAAGGCGUCAAAAAGAUCCUGACCAAAGCACAAAAAACACCUUCCAAAAAAUUAAAACCUGCCCUGACUUCAAAGAGACACAGCUGCUGUUUCUCAGGUUGCACUUUUAAGACACAAUAUGGCCAAAAAGACAUGGAGCGGCAUCUCAAAACCCACACCGGUGAGAAGCCAUUUGAGUGCGAGCUGUGCCACAAGCGCUUCAGUCGGCGAGACAAGCUCAACAUGCACAGCCGCUCACACACAGGCGAGAAGCCACACAAGUGUAAACACUGUCCCUAUGCAGCUGCAGACAGCAGCAGUUUGAAGAAGCACCUGCGGAUCCACUAUGAUGAGCGACCAUUCAAAUGCCAGAUCUGUCCUUAUGCCAGCCGAAACUCCAGCCAGCUCACUGUGCAUCUCCGCUCGCACACAGGAGAUGCACCUUUCCAGUGCCAACAGUGCGAUGCCAAGUUCAAAAUCAACUCAGACCUGAAGCGGCACAUUCGGAUUCACUCUGGUGAGAAACCUUAUAAGUGUGACUUUUGUGAGUACCGCUGCGCCAUGAAAGGCAACCUGAAAUCUCACAUUCAGAUCAAACAUGGCACAGAAAACUCUUUUCACUGCGUGCAUUGUGAUUUCAAGUGUGCCAACAAGACUGCUCUGCGGCAACACUCGAGAGAACACCAACCUACUCAGCCCAUUCAGUGUUCCAAGUGCACUUAUUCCUGCUCCAGCAAGGGGGCGCUCAAAGUCCACGAGCAGAUCCACUCAGAGGAGCGCCCCUUUAAAUGUGACUUUUGCAACUUUGCCUCCAAGCAGCGCAGCAAUCUUGUCAUUCACAAAAAGAAGUGCCACUCAGAUAAACCUGAGAAAGGCGGCACAGGGGGAGGCAAGAGCGGAGGUGGUGAAUCUCCAAAGCCUGUCAGCUCUCGGUAUCGGGCCAAGCUGGAUGCAGCUCGAGCCUUCUGCUGCGACUCAUGCGAUGCUUCUUUUGUGAGGGAGGACUCUCUGCGGAGCCACAAGAAGCAACAUAGAGACAGUCAGAAUGUGUUGCAGCUCCAGCUCUCCACACCAGCAGAUGCAAUCAACUUGGUUCCCGUUACAAUGCCACAGAGCAACACUCACCUUGAAGUCCCCAUCCCGUCUAGUUCAAUGGCUCCUUACAGUAAUGCACAGCUCAAAAUCAUCGUAUCUCACCCUUUGGGACAGGAGAACCCCUUAAUCCCAGCUGGCGGGGACAGUCAGAAUAAGACCAACAUGGUUUUGCUUAGCCCCGAAAACCAGGACAUGGUCGUCAACUCGAUCAUCCAGCAGGUCAACCUGCUGGCACCUAUGCAACCCCUCGUGUCAUCCCAGGCCACGGAAGCUACUCUCGAACCCCAGACUGUCCUUUUGACGCAGCUCAGCUCAGAAGAUGCCAACAACCCUCUCCACCAGGCGCUGCUGCAGACGGCAAUAACCGCUCAGGACUCUAGCAGCAGCAGCAGCAACAACACACAGACUUUCAUCACCACCUGCUCUGAACUGGAGGGUCUCAACGCCCUGAUCCAGGAGGGGGGCACCGAGGUUACAGUGGUGACGGAAGGGAACGCCGCCCUGGUGACCGCAGGAACUCCACCAGAAAUGUCCAAGCCAGCAGAGACAGUGACGGUCGAGGAGAGCACAUUGCCCUGUGAAGAAAACACGUUGCUGGUGCCAAACAUCAGCCUGAGCAGCCAGAAUGUGGUCAUCCACGGCGUCCCGCUGAUAGUGUCCGCUCAGCCACAGCGGAGUGAAGUAGAGCAGCUCUCUCCUCACACACUCUACUCAGAUUCACACACACUAGAAGGCAUCCCACAAUGACUGGAGCGUGUUUAUGUGAAACUAAAAAGACUUGAACUGCAUCAUAAGCUAUUUUUAUUUUUUUUGCUGGUAAGAACUCGUAGGCCUCACCUUAACCACUGAAAUAACAAUAAUGUUGACUGAAGCUUAAUUUACUUUUCAGAUUUUUAGAAUAUUUAAUUGUUGUAGUAGCACAAUAGUUCAGUCCAGGAUGUUGUCACAUUUAACGAUGAUUAACUUUCAAUUAGAAAAAAUCGUUCAUUUUGACUUCAUUUCAUACACUUUAUUUUCAUGUGUAAUUUUUGGAGAAGUUUAAAAUAAACCUUAUUUUAAAUAAACUGAAUGAGUCAUUUAGCUGAAAUAAGGUUUAUUUUCAGGCAACAUCAUAACAGAAAAAUCUGAAAAAAAGAAGAAUAAAGUUUAAACCAAAUGGACGCAACAAUUUGAAUGUAUUUGUGCCAUGCGUUUUUCAUGUUUGUCCAUAAGGUGGCAGCAGAGUGACAAGCGUAAAGGGAGACCUAUUGAUCUGAAAUAUUGGGUAUGUGUAGCUUUUUUUUUUUUUUUUUUUUUUUUUCCCAAGGAAUUAUUUUUAAGUCCUCAUUCUGAAUGUAGGACACUGAUGUCGGUUGUAGAAAACAUUAGUCUACAUAUCAAGGUCUUUAGUUUCUGAAAGGCAAGUUGCUCUCCCAAUAGAUUUUUCAAUAAAGGGUCUGUUUUGCUUGUUGCUAUCUA
Stegastes partitus (bicolor damselfish) is the source of this 3393-nucleotide messenger RNA. RefSeq names its product zinc finger protein 64 homolog (mouse) (gene zfp64). The transcript has 8 exons. The coding region runs from base 226 to 2682 and encodes 818 amino acids. The record is from RefSeq and is a predicted model, not a curated record. Lineage: Eukaryota; Metazoa; Chordata; Actinopteri; Pomacentridae.